UCCCCUUCGUGCAGGAGGUUUUGCAACCUCGCUUCCUCCCGGGGCAGCAUAAAGCGGCGCCUCGGGACCGGGGCGGCCGGCACAGGCAGGAUGGACACCAUCUCCUUCAACGGGGACCUCUCGGAUUUACUCUACAACUACACCUAUGACUACAGCACGGCCCUGCCCGACACCGCCAUCUCCUCGUCCCCCUGCCGGCCCGACGGCUCCGUCCUCAACAAGUACCUGGUGGUCUUCAUCUACUGCCUCGUCUUCAUCCUCAGCGUGGUGGGCAACGGGCUGGUGGUGCUGGUGGUCACCUCCAGCCACGUGAACCGCUCCGUCACCGACGUCUACCUGCUCAACCUGGCCGUGGCCGACCUGCUCUUCGCCCUCACCCUGCCCCUCUGGGCCGCCUACCGGGCCCACGAGUGGGUGUUCGGCACGGUGAUGUGCAAGGCCAUCUCGGUGCUGCAGGAGGCCAACUUCUACAGCGGCAUCCUGCUGCUGGCCUGCAUCAGCGUGGACCGCUACCUGGCCAUCGUCUACGCCACCCGCGCCGCCACCGAGAAGAGGCACUGGGUGAAGUUCGUCUGCCUGGGCAUCUGGGUCUUCUCCGUGCUGCUCUCCCUGCCCGUGCUGCUGUUCCGCGAGGCCUUCGUCUCGCCCAGCAACGGCACGGUGUGCUACGAGCGCAUCCGCGGCGAGGACACGGCCAAGUGGCGCGUGGUGCUGCGGGUGCUGCCGCAGACCUUCGGCUUCGCCCUGCCCCUCCUGGUCAUGCUCUUCUGCUACGGCGUCACCGUGCACACCCUCCUGCAGACCAAGAACGCCCAGCGGCAGCGGGCCAUGAAGGUCAUCCUGGCCGUGGUGCUGGUCUUCCUCGUCUGCUGGCUGCCCUACAACAUCACGCUGGUGAGCGACACCCUCAUGAGGACGCGGGCCAUCGCCGAGACCUGCGAGCGCAGGAACCACAUCGACACGGCCCUCUCCGUCACGCAGGUGCUGGGCUUCGCCCACAGCUGCCUCAACCCCAUCAUCUACGCCUUCAUCGGGCAGAAGUUCCGCAACAGCUUCCUCAAGAUCCUGGCGCAGCGCGGCCUCAUCAGCAAGGACGCCGUGGCCCGCUACGGCCGCGCCUCGUACGCCUCCACCUCCGGCAACACCUCCACCACCCUCUGA
Molecule: messenger RNA, 1161 nt
Organism: Oxyura jamaicensis (ruddy duck)
Lineage: Eukaryota; Metazoa; Chordata; Aves; Anseriformes; Anatidae
Product: C-X-C chemokine receptor type 2-like
Exons: 2
Coding region: 91-1161 (356 amino acids)
Biological process (GO): neutrophil chemotaxis; immune response; G protein-coupled receptor signaling pathway
Cellular component (GO): membrane
Molecular function (GO): C-X-C chemokine receptor activity
Source: RefSeq, a predicted model, not a curated record